AUGGCCGAUCCGCUUUCAGUGGCCAGCGGCGUUGCUGGCCUGGUUUCUCUAGGCCUGACACUAUGCAACGGCCUUCACAAUUACUUCAGCGCCAUCAAAGACAGACACAGAGACAUAGAAACCGCUACCCAGAGCCUUGCGCUUCUUCAGUCCAACAUAUGCACCAUCCAAUCGAGCACUCUAAAACUCGGCCAUCGCCAUGCUCUAGCCGCCAACGGAGUCAACGCAGGUCUAAAGAAUUGUGAGACUCAGCUGAAGGCUUUAGAAGCAUUUCUCAACGAUUUGAACAGUGCUGAGAACUUGUCGGGCAUCAAAGAAAAAUGGCAGAAGCAAAAGAUGUUUGCUCGAUACCCUUUCGAUCAGAAGAAGCUGUUCCAAUUACAAGAGCAUAUUCUAAGGGCAAACACUACAUUGAGUAAUUUCGUGCAGUCGUUUAAUCUUGAUCUCAACAUCGGCAUUAGUGACGACUUGCAAGUUCUCAGGAGAGAUCUUCACGACACUGACAGCACCACACACAGCAUGCUUAGAGCGAUCGCAAGCCAACUCCAUACCAUUAGUCUCGCCAGCCAGCCCACUGACAUGGAAAUGACUACAUCUCUUACUCAGAUCGGGGGCCAGGCUAUAGCGGCGAGCAAUAAGUCAGGCCCGACACAGCCUUUAUACAUGCGAAACUCAGAGGCUGCACAAGAGCUUUGUCGUAAUUACUUGGCCAUGAAAUGCACCUGUCCAAAUUUCGCAAAUAAUGCCGUUUACAAACACUCAAGCCACUCUUAUAGGAUAUGGGGAGGACUGACUAUUUCGAAACAAACAAGGCAGCAAAGGAAACACCGCCCUGGGUGCUAUCUUUACACAAGCUCACCUAGAGGAUCAUCGAAAACUACACUGACUUAUGUUGGACUUCGAUAUCUGCUUUGUCGCUCCGUCUCCUUCUCAUUGACGCAAAACCUCCCAGCAGGUGCAUAUAGUCUUUCGUUUGGGCUGCGGAUAUACAACGUUGUUGAGAGGAUUUCGGCUUUCGACUUGUUCUGGGACUGUUUUGAAAUCGGAUUCCGCAGACCUGCCGACGAUGUUGGACUCCAAGUAAAAGCCAGAAUGACGAUGCAGCAACUACGUGCUCUAUAUGAGUCAGGAGUUGCGUCACCGUUGGACGUGGACGUAAACGGGAAUAACAUUGCCCAUCUUUGUAUAAAAUCAUAUAAAUGGUUCCUGCUAGAUAACUUCCCUCUAGAUGACACGGCGGUAAAUGCCAUUUCUAUGCUUCUGUCCUUCAUGUUCGAUAUUGGUGUCCCAGUUGCGGCUUUUAACUUUCAUCAAGGGACAGUCUUAGAUCAUAUUGUUCGGGAUCAUGAUUUAUUGGGGGCGCUGCCAAGACUGUAUCGUUUGAUUACCGAUCGUGAUCCAAGCUUUUGCGGUACUGAGCUCGCCCAUUCCAACGUCAAUCAGUUAUCACAAUCGAAUGCAUAUUGCCUUGAGUCACUAGAUAUCUAUUUUAAGCAUCCGGGUAUCUCGGAAGCUAUUGGCUUCAACGAAAUAUUCCUCGCAGUUAUACUAAGGGACAAGGAAAGGCUUGAGGGUAUUCUACAAGACACCAAUUUCGACCUUGCGCGAGCGAUUUUAGAGGAGGACUUACAUGGACGAACAAUAAUGCAUGUCGUUAUUCCUUGGCCGACGGGCUUGAGUCUACUCCUGCACCACAACCUUCUACUACUUUCUCAGAAUUCCCAUCAAUCUGCUGGUGUCACUCCCCUCGGCCUUGCGUUAGCAUAUAGCGGAACGCACUGCAACGCAUCAGACCAUUUUACCCCUUGCUACGACUGCAAUUGCAGUCUUUCUGUUCAGCUCCUUCUCGAAGCCGAUUGCAGCGUGACGGUGGGUCGAUAUCUUUCCGAGGAGUUACAAUCUGGUUCGUUAGAGGCACGAAUUCUAUUCUUUCAGCAUCUAAAGAACCGACGGGAGAGAUUACGCGAUGUCUCUAUCGCUUAUCUUCCUGCCGAUAUUAUAGACCGUUAUGCAGUAACAGCUGAUUCGCUCCCUGAUGGCACUGCUGAGUAUCUCUGGACGGAGCUGAUGGAACGUGCCCGUGCUUCCAAUCGGCCAGGGAUUUCACCAAGUGAAAGCCUUCGACCGCAACGCUAUCCAGAUGGACAUAGUAUUUUCACUAAUCCUCUUCCUAUUCAAACUGCUAAUCUCGCAUUGAUAUUCGGGUUUAAACCAUGGGAUGAAUGUGGACUGCUGCCACUUCUGGCACGAUUCGAGUUCCGUACAUCUGUUUGCGGACUUGAAACCUCGGCAGCCUACACAAACUGGCUACUUCAGCAUAAUCUCAAAUCCUCAUUUUCGAGCCCAAACGUCUUCUUAACAGCGGAUCACUAUUGUGGCGCCCAAGUCGGGUCGGAGUUAUAUGAAUGCUUCGUGUUGGGACCAAUUCCUUUACCGCCACUACACGAAUUCAACAAGCUAUUAUCAAAGCUCUGCUUCAGCAAUGCCACUUCCAGAUUUCCAUGUCCUUGUGUUUCGGAGCCGUUUCACAGACCUAUAGCAUAUCUUGUGUCUAGUCUUAUGUCUGAUUUGGUGGGAUAUUCAAAUUUACAACCCGAAUCUCGGAAAAUAAGAGGCUGCUUAAGACUAUUCACAUGUGUGAUCGAUAAGAUAGAAAUCGCGGUCCCAGAUCUCGAAGUAUCGUAUCUGGCUAGGUGCGCAGCUCAUAUGUUUACUAUGUCGUUCCUCGGCAUAAAGCAUUUCCCAACCUGUCGUACCCCCUGCUGGUGGUUUGAGCUAUAUGUAAGCAAUCCAAUCUGGCCUGAGGAUUGGUUGGAGAUAGCCGAAGAGGAUAGGUUGCUGGUUGAGAUACUCGAUGAUUUGGAUGUGGAGUUCGAACAGGAGUUCGAAGAGAGAAAUGAGUCUGCGGCCGAUUUCCUUCGCGGGUAUUGUUGGAAUAGACUCAAAGAGGUGAAAAGAGACAUGAAGAAACCAUUAUCCGGGGAUGAGAGGAGUGCACUUCUUGGCGUUGGUGUGGUAUUAGAGGAAGGUACCAACAGUGACUUCGACUCUCAUUUUAACGAGGACACGGUCAGCGAAGAUGACGACUAUGAACACGAGGGUAUUGGAGACUGUUAA
Fusarium sp. VM40 is the source of this 3117-nucleotide messenger RNA. Lineage: Eukaryota; Fungi; Ascomycota; Sordariomycetes; Hypocreales; Nectriaceae. The record is from the annotation of a GenBank genome assembly.